This is a messenger RNA of Schizosaccharomyces octosporus yFS286, 510 nucleotides long. RefSeq lists its product as uncharacterized. Gene Ontology annotation, biological process: protein acetylation. The coding region runs from base 1 to 510 and encodes 169 amino acids. The record is from RefSeq and is a predicted model, not a curated record. The transcript has 5 exons. Gene Ontology annotation, molecular function: N-acetyltransferase activity. NCBI's taxonomy places the organism in Eukaryota, Fungi, Ascomycota, Schizosaccharomycetes, Schizosaccharomycetales, Schizosaccharomycetaceae.
AUGACCAAUUCAGUCCGUGUUCGUCCCAUUACCAACAAAGAUAUUUCAACUGUUAUUCAGUUCAUCAUUGAACUCGCAGAUUUUGAAGAAGCAAGAGACCAAGUAGAAGCUACGGAAGAGAGUCUUUUGAAUGUUUUUGGAUUCAACGAAAAUUCAAAUCCUACAGCCUAUUGUCUUUUCGUUGAGGAGAAUGAAAAGCCAGUAGGUAUGGCAAUAUACUUUCUAAACUUUAGUACCUGGACCGGCCGGGUUGGCAUAUAUUUGGAGGAUUUGUAUAUUCAACCGACACAUCGUGGUAAAGGAUAUGGUAGCUUCUUACUCUCUUAUUUAGCCCGUGAGUCUUUACGGAUUGGAGGAAAACGAUUAGAUUGGGUUGUUCUUGAUUGGAACCAGAAAGCUAUUGAUGUUUAUGAAAAAGCCGGAGCAAAGAAGAUUGUCGGAUGGAGCAUGAUGCGCGUUACAGGCGAGAAGUUGAAACACUUAGCCGAUAAAUUACCAGAUAACUUUUAA